Molecule: messenger RNA, 2140 nt
Organism: Pungitius pungitius (ninespine stickleback)
Lineage: Eukaryota; Metazoa; Chordata; Actinopteri; Perciformes; Gasterosteidae
Exons: 4
Coding region: 16-1002 (328 amino acids)
Source: RefSeq, a predicted model, not a curated record
UUUCUCAAUCGCAAGAUGCUGUUGCGUGUGAUCAUUUCAGCACAGGACAUUAGAAAGCUCCGCUUGGACUCUGUUCCAGAUUCGGUUCACAGCCUGAAACUGGUGUUGAAAAACAAACUGCAGUUACGCUCUCCAUUUGACCUUCAAUAUGAAGAUGAGGAUUUCAAAGACUUCUGUAACCUCACGUGUGUUGACGAUCUACCAAAAGACAAGGUGACAUUGCAAGUCGUUUUCUGCCCUGUCUCUUCGGACUCAAGUUUGGACACUUUAGGCUCUGCUGUACCAUCAUCUCCGGCAGCAUCCUCUUCAGCUCAUUCAUCUCCGACGACGUCCUCUUCAUUGAGCAGCCAAACGGAGGGCUUUGCGGGUCAACGUUCACAGCACUGGCCAACUCAUUUUCCCAUUCCCACCUUCUCAUAUGAUGUUGAGCUCAGGCAGGGCAAUGGUGCUUUUAAAGAAAGUGGAGCACUUCUAUCCAUUUCAAAGGACAUGAAGUCUCAGAUUCUGCUCAAACUUGCUGAAACAAUAUAUUCAUUCAUGACCUACCCUACACUUGAACAUUAUGGAUGUGUAGCCAAGGCACUUGUUGAAAAACAUCCUUGCCUUACAGAACCUGGCUCCACAUCUGGAUGGUAUGGAUGGAAACACAGCAUAAAGUUCAAGAUGGGCAAUUACAGACAGAAAUUAAAAGCUGUGAGCUGCCGAGAAAUGGAGGUUAAUUCUGAGAAAAGAGGUGCUGGGGACACGCGAGGGAAGAGAAACAAAGUCAAGAAACCUAGACGGUCUGAAACAAAUUUUCUUCCAGAUCUCCCCCAGGGAAGAGACAGCAGAAGUCUUGAAGAAGAUAGAGAAAAGAUGGUCCAGGAGAUGAGAAAAACAACCCCAAACCUAGCCUACAUUGAUAAUGCAAUGAAUGCCACAUACGCACUGAGAAGACAGGAGAUCGUUGAAGAGGAGCCACCUGUGGCCGAAAUGAGUCAGAUGGCCUGCCCUUUUUACUGAAAGACGGAUCGUCAAGGAAUUCACCAGGCUCAUGUCAAUGGACAUCAACAAGUUCUAUGAGGGUCUUGACAGCCAUCUGCAUAAACUUCUUCAGUUAUUCCGGUUGAAGCGCUUUCAGGAAGUUCAAGAAAUGACAUCUAAUGGAGAGUCUCGACAAGGAUGCAUCAAACCAAAGGAAGAGAGCAGCAGCUUUGCAGGGACUGCCAUGGUACAUGAAGGAAAAUGCUUCUACAUUGAUGAAGAGAUGUGAGCUGAGAAGUACAAGCCCCGUGGCCAUCCAGGAACACCGACCUAUGGGAUCCCCAGCUCCAAUAAGCUCCACUUUCAGGCUGGAGAGACUCUCCACUACUCCUGCCUGACCAGCCACCAGCUGCUUGGUGAGCCCAUCCUCAACUGUGUCCCCGGACACCCAUCCCAGUGGAGUGGCCUGCCACCUUGAAACUUGAAAAAUAUAUUCUAAGUCAUCCAAUACAACCAUUAAUGAGUACAUACUGUACAACAUAAUUAUACACACAUGCAUGUAAAGUGUUGGAUAAUCUAAUACAUUUUUGGCUGAGAUCAGAUGAAUAAAAGUAUAAAUCGCCUUCUUAAACGGAGGUGAACUGAAACCUCAAUACUCCAGAUUGAAUGGUUUACGAAGCUUCUUAAACACUUCCAUAACAAAUCAACUACAUUUCAACAUUUAUAUUUACCUAUAAUUCCAAUUAUUUUGGCUUGUCGUUGCAACAAUUGUGCUGAUGCAAAAAAAAUCCAAAAUGUUUUAAGGUGAAAGCCUUUAAAAUUAGAGCGACAUUCCUUUCAUAUUGUUCCAUUGAUUGACAUUCAUGUCAUUAUGUGGUGCAGUAUAAUAUGAUGAUAAAAAAAUAAGAGCAUGUCUAAUCUGUUACGGCAUCAUUUAAAAUUGAUCAGAUUGCAGGUGUUAACUGUAAAAUGUAUGGACAAAUUAACAAGCAAGGCUGUUCUGUAGCUCUUGGCUGAUUGUCAGCUUUGGUCUGGACCGGAUGUGUUCCGAAGGAAUAUUUAUUCUUUAAGUCUACAGUGCCUUCCUCACCAGCUGUCCCCUUGCCUUGCUUGCUGCACUUCAUAGGGUCGACUUUUGAAACAGCCCAUUUAUUAGGGUCCUUGCUAGGACUAUUCG